This is a messenger RNA of Phytophthora infestans T30-4, 387 nucleotides long. RefSeq lists its product as uncharacterized. Lineage: Eukaryota; Oomycota; Peronosporomycetes; Peronosporales; Peronosporaceae. Bases 1 to 387 code for a protein of 128 amino acids. The record is from RefSeq and is a predicted model, not a curated record. The transcript is spliced from 5 exons.
AUGUGCAUCAGCUUAGAGCACCACCGCUACGUGAGGCCUGGGGUCAAGGGUCGUCUAGAUGAAGCGAGACGUGGGGAGGACUUCUUUGAAGGCGAAGAAGAACUAAUGGCUGCAGCCAUGUCCGUGUCCCAGUCCGAGUACGAGGAACGUAAAUGUCAGAGCGACAGUGAGCAGAAAGGGGCCGAAAGCGUAAGCACGGCUCUCGAUGCACCAUCAGGUCCUGCGAAUCCUGAUAUAUUUGAUAACGAUAACUUCAUGAAGGGGCUACGGUCGGAGAAGCUGUUCGGUGAUACAGAUCUGGACGAUGUGAACCUGAUGGAGAAUCUAACGACAAUGAUUCCGAGUCUGAUGCCGACGACGGAGACAUCAUGGCUGAUAAUGAGUUAG